This is a messenger RNA of Anoplopoma fimbria (sablefish), 2258 nucleotides long. RefSeq names its product protein phosphatase 2, regulatory subunit B, delta (gene ppp2r2d). Gene Ontology annotation, cellular component: protein phosphatase type 2A complex; cytosol. The record is from RefSeq and is a predicted model, not a curated record. The coding region runs from base 216 to 1601 and encodes 461 amino acids. The transcript is spliced from 10 exons. Gene Ontology annotation, biological process: peptidyl-serine dephosphorylation. Gene Ontology annotation, molecular function: protein binding; protein phosphatase regulator activity. Lineage: Eukaryota; Metazoa; Chordata; Actinopteri; Perciformes; Anoplopomatidae.
GCCAGGAUGUGGCAUGUGUGCAUGACGUCAUCUCUCCAUGUACCGGGCGCCAUUUUGGAAGAAAAAAAAUCUCGGAUAAUUUCCGUGGUCUUGACAGAUCUGGACCCGAGUCUUCACACUGAUUGUGGAUGCUAUCUAUUCCCUCCCCCGAGCAAGCCGCAUUGGUUGAUUAGGUACUGGAAGCCCGUGUACAGCAAGAGCUGCUACAUGAAGCAAUGGCGGGUAAGCUACUCCUGAAGGCGGGCAGAGGACCCACCUCACUCGGAGUUGCAGGUGGAAAUGAUUUUCAGUGGUGUUUCUCUCAAGUGAAAGGAGCGAUAGAUGAAGAUGUUGCGGAAGCUGACAUAAUCUCAACAGUUGAGUUCAACUAUUCUGGAGAGUUGCUUGCAACUGGAGAUAAAGGAGGCAGAGUAGUGAUAUUUCAACAUGAACAGGAGUCUAAGAAUCGUCCACAUCUGCGCGGGGAGUACAACGUCUAUAGCACUUUUCAGAGUCACGAGCCAGAAUUUGACUAUUUGAAAAGUUUAGAAAUUGAGGAAAAAAUUAAUAAAAUAAGAUGGCUACCCCAACAAAAUGCUGCUCACUUUCUACUUUCGACAAAUGAUAAAACUAUCAAAUUGUGGAAAAUAAGUGAACGAGAUAAAAGAGCAGAAGGUUACAACCUGAAAGAUGAAGAUGGACGAUUCCGAGACCCCUUUAGAAUCACCUCUUUACGGGUACCAGUACUGAUGCCAAUGGAUCUCAUGGUAGAAGCAAGCCCGCGGAGGAUCUUUGCAAAUGCGCACACCUAUCACAUUAAUUCCAUUUCUGUAAAUAGUGAUCAUGAAACGUACCUCUCCGCAGAUGACCUAAGAAUAAAUCUAUGGCACUUGGAAAUCACAGACAGAAGUUUUAAUAUUGUAGACAUCAAGCCCGCCAACAUGGAGGAACUGACAGAAGUAAUCACAGCUGCUGAGUGCCAUCCACUCCAAUGCAAUGUAUUUGUGUACAGCAGUAGCAAAGGCACCAUCCGCCUGUGCGACAUGCGAGCAGCGGCACUCUGCGAUAGGCACUCAAAGUUCUUUGAGGAGCCUGAGGAUCCAAGCAGCCGAUCUUUUUUCUCUGAGAUCAUCUCCUCCAUCUCGGACGUGAAGUUCAGUCACAGCGGACGCUAUAUGAUGACACGUGACUACCUCUCCGUCAAAGUUUGGGACCUCAACAUGGAGAACAGGCCAGUGGAGACGUAUCAGGUCCAUGAAUACCUUCGCAGUAAACUGUGCUCCUUGUAUGAAAACGACUGCAUCUUUGACAAGUUUGAGUGCUGCUGGAAUGGCAGUGACAGUGCCAUCAUGACCGGCUCCUACAACAACUUCUUCCGAAUGUUCGACCGCAACACCAGGCGGGACAUCACACUGGAGGCGUCCCGGGAGAGCAGCAAACCACGGGCUACGCUCAAACCGCGCAAAGUGUCCACCGGUGGCAAGAGGAAGAAGGACGAGAUCAGCGUGGACAGCCUGGACUUCAACAAGAAGAUCCUCCACACUGCCUGGCACCCCAAAGAUAACGUGAUAGCCGUGGCAGCCACCAACAACUUGUACAUUUUCCAGGACAAAAUCAACUAGAAGCUUCGGGGCUCCAGAGGAUAGGGCUUUUACCGUACCUGUGUAGUUAAGCCUACUACUUGUCUAUCUGUAUAAGAAGAAACAGCCUCGUUGUCCUCCUGGUGAAGAAUUUGAAAGCACGUGUCUACUUUUUUUGCCACAGGAGGUUGAUCCAUAGGCCUGUUUUAUUUUGAGUCUGAGCUUAGGUUGUUUUUGCCUUUGGCACCAGGGCAAUCAACAUGCCCCCCCUGACCCAGAAAGCCCAAUUCGGGUCUAAUUGACGGAAUGGCACUCCCUAGAGGUCAAACUCUUGAACGUUGGUGUUUGUGUUGACAUUUUAAGCCUUCAUUUCAUGAUUUCACGACAGAACUAUUGGAAGCCCUUAAAAUGACGUCUUGUCAAAGUUGUAACAUCAUCUCAAUGCUUUUGGGCGCUCUGAAGCACGGAUUAAUGGCCAAUAAGCCUAACUGUAACAUUCCCCCAUUUGGCCAUGUAUUCAGGGCCAAACCACUGGUGGAAGAGGCCAUGAAUUUGGAAAGUGGACUUGUUUCUUUUCUUCCCCAUUUCCUCCUCUUACUUUACCCCCCCCCUCCCCCCGUCAAUACGGUGACAUAAUUUCACUGACUGUAUCUACUCAAGUACACCUUGUCAUCCACAUAAUAAAAGAAACUAAAACUA